AUGACGAAGAAUGUUGAAACGGAUGAUAUCUGUAGUCGAAUAGAACGACUUGUUAUUGAAUAUGAAAAAUCACGUGAACCUGAAUCGACCGAGAUUGGUCAACAAUUUGCUCAAUUACAACGAAUUAUGUUCUCAACGAAAGAAAACUGUCCAUCUAUCGAAGGUGCCAAACCAUCGAAUCGUUCGAAAAAUCGAUAUAAAGAUGUAUUACCAUAUGAUCGAUAUCGCGUGAUACUUGAGAUGGAGAAUCAAUCGGAUUACAUCAACGCUUCAUUUAUCGAAGAUCUGUAUGGAACUCGUCGGUACAUUGCUGCUCAAGGUCCUAUCAAUGAUUCAGUGACUGAUUUUCUUCGAAUGAUUUGGGAAUUUCAAAUCACGUCAGUUAUAUGCACAGCAAAUGAAAUUGAAGCUGGAAGGUUGAAAUUUCGUCGCUAUUGGCCAGAAGAAGAAACAGCGCUCCAAUUCGGACCAUAUUCUGUUACCAAAGAUGAAACCAACGAAAAAGCGUUCAGUUGUGAACACUAUAAUAUUCGUCCAUUGAUAAUCACACAUGGAGAAAAUCAACGGCACAUUUUACUCUAUCAUUUUCUACACUGGCUUGAUCACGAUGUUCCUGAUGAUGAAGCACCUAUACUUGAGUUACUUUUACGAUUAUAUGAUGAUCGAAGUCUUUCACCUGAAACCCCCAUACUCGUACAUUGCAGUGCUGGCUGUGGUCGAACCGGAAGUAUAAUUGCAAUUGACCUGUGUCGUCUACUCAUUCGAGAUGAUCAUUUGUUUCUCACCAACACUUAUCAAACAUAUCCAAUCUAUCAAAUAGCUUUGCAUAUCCGUCAAUUCCGUAUUGCUCUCAUUCAAACGGCUAAACAAUUCUCGUUUGUGCACAAAAUGUUUGUAUUUAUGAUGAAACAGGCUGACAAAAAUUCAUUAUACUCACUAUCAAAUAAUGUGAAAAUUAUACCCAAACACGCAUUAUCUGCAACGAAAUCUUCACCGCCGUGCACAGCACGCCGUUCAUCCAACUCAGGUCCAAUAAAAUUACAAAAUCCACCUGCUGGUCGUCGUUCUCUGAGUGGCACAAAUACAAAUAAAACUGCGCCUCCAGCUAUAUUACCAUCCGAUUUCUACAUGUCAUCAUCGAAGCCAAGUUUAAUGGAUGAGAAAUCUCAGAUACCUGAUCAACCACCUCCUAUUCCACCGCGUUCUUCACUAAUGAAUUCAGUUAAUAAACCAGUUGAAGGUCAAUUUGUUCGGUUAGGUGAAGUUCCUGUCCAAGCAAAACGACCUAUACUUCGAUCAAGAAACGUUAAACGAAGAGAACCGAUGAGCACGAACCCGCCUAUCAUACCACGAACGACGCGAUCCGACUCCGCUGAUGCUCUUGCUGUUCCAUCGUUGAAAAAUCAUCGCAACAUUAGAAGUAUUCAUUAUCGCCAUGCAAUCAUCGAGCCAGAUCAAGGGACAAAUUCAGAUUAA
Molecule: messenger RNA, 1476 nt
Organism: Adineta ricciae
Lineage: Eukaryota; Metazoa; Rotifera; Eurotatoria; Adinetida; Adinetidae
Source: the annotation of a GenBank genome assembly